AAAGCAGAAUGUGAUUAAUGUUAAGAUUGUCAAAAACUUUAACCGAACAGCGUUACCAAACCCAGCGAAAUUAGAUUCCCCAGUGAUUUUCUUGUUUAUUAUAUAUAUUCUUGUAUUUGUCAUUUUCCCCAACCUCAUUAUAUCAAUGGUCAAACAUCAUAUAACUUACAACGAUCGAGUUGGGGUCUAAUUAAAAUCUCCCCUCAGAGAGAUGACUGAGUUGCAAAGGUCAGUAACAUCAUUCAGAAGACAAGGGUCUUCGGGAUUGGUUUGGGAUGACAAAUUCAUCGCUGGAAUUGAGAAUCAGAACAAACAAGAAAGUGGUGAUGAUGGAUCAAGUCCCUCGUUGCAGCGAAGCAGAUCAGCGGGGGCACCACCUUAUCGGACGGUCAACGUUGCACCACAAGCCAUGGACCCUCCUUCUCCCAAGCUAGCAACUUGUGGCUUCUGUGCUCUCUUUCGGAAACCGGUUUCUGCCAAACCCAACAAAUCUAAAAGACGUACUAGGUGAUGUAAACCGGUUCAUCAUCCUCUUUUUUCUUUCUGAUUUUCUCCAACUUGUAAAUUUGUGCCGCUUCUUGUUUAUCCUAUAUUGUUUGUCUCUGUUUCGAUUUUGUUGUUUGGAUUCGGGCUUAUUAAUUAUUUUGUAAAUUCCUUGGACAUGUAUCUCGGUGUAUAAUAGCAUACUCGAAUUACAUCUAAAAAGGGUUGGAGAUUCUAUAACACAAUCCCAAUGGUUAACAGCGUUUUUCUUA
This is a messenger RNA of Glycine soja, 755 nucleotides long. RefSeq lists its product as uncharacterized. Bases 212 to 511 code for a protein of 99 amino acids. The transcript has a single exon. NCBI's taxonomy places the organism in Eukaryota, Viridiplantae, Streptophyta, Magnoliopsida, Fabales, Fabaceae. The record is from RefSeq and is a predicted model, not a curated record.